GUGUUUCAUACCACAGUCUGAACAAAAAACAACCUAAGGAUUUAUCUAGUGUUGGAGUGUCAGCAGCAAAGCAGCUAAACAUGAAAGGGUAAAGGCACUAGGAUAAAAUAAAAUGGGUUUAUUGAGGGGAGCAUAAAUGUGUGGAAACAUGAUAUUUUAUAAAAUCUUGUACAGUCUUGGAACUUUUUGCCGGAUGGUGGUGUUAGAGAAAAGGCAGUGGGAUCCUCUUGGACAAUGAACAUUUUAUCUUCAUUUUUUUUCUGUUCUUGUUACUUAUUCUGCAUACUUUCCCUUUUUCUUUAACUUGGAAUAGCAGCUCCCCCAGGCACAACAAUUUAUCCCCUCUCCCUCACCUGCUUCCCAAGAACCAACACUGACAGUUGUUCAAUAAAUUGCUCAUCCUGGGUAGCAGUUAUAUUCUGAAUCAACUUAGUGUCCUGGAAAUAUAAUUAGGCCAACAUUAUACUGAAGUUGUUAUCAGUAAAACAAACGUUUAACUGCUCGGUGUCUUCACAGCUCUGCUGCCUGAUGGUCUGUUGUCUGUUGUCCACAUCACUGAUGACGGAAUGAGCAUCCUGGAACCGCUGGAGAUUACAGACACUCAUGUAGUUGUUAAAGUUCCUCACCUCUCUAUAUUUGGCCUAGUUUGGGACAUUGUUAAGAGGUUGUGGACGAAACCAGUUAACGGCCGAGUUCUGCUUUUCCACAAACCAGCAAACCCAGUAACACAAACGCAAAAACUCAAUGUGUUUCUCCUCCCGAGGAACAUCGAUAUUGACGAGGUCAGCAAACAGCAGCAGCCUUAUAAGAACAUCAAGCCCUCUUCUAAAUGCAAACUAAUCAAAGAUCAAAUUUACAGUCUAGACUGUCCUGAGGCCAGCAAAAUUCAGCCAGAGAAAGAAGAGUUUGACCUGGAGUUUGGACCAAAUUAUGACCCAAUGUUUGAGAUCUGGCUGCCUGCAAACAAAAGAAGAGUAAUAUUAACGGUUCAAGACCAAACACAGAUUGUGCUCUGGAAGCGUGAAGUUGAUCUGACAGAUUCAUUAGAGGAAAUUCCACAGAGGAAUAACCAAGCAGAUGACAGAGUCCCAGCAGAGGACAGAGUCCAAGCAGAGGAGAGGCUGUUCUCAGUUCGGGCACAGUUUAUAAGUAGAGUGUCUGAACCUGUUCUCAACCAGCUUCUGGAUAAACUUCUUGAGUGUCGCAUUAUAAAUGAUGCUGAAAUGCAUUCAAUCAAAACUAAAGCCAGAGAUGAAAAAGCACGAGACGUGAUUGACACAGUGCUAAGAAAAAAUGCCAGCUCAGCCCUGAUCGCCGCUCACCGUGAGGUGGAUCCAUGUCUAUCCAGAGAGCUGAACUUGAACUGAAAUAGAAGCAACAGACUGCUGUGAUCUUUAAAUGGGAAGUUUUGAUUCUGAAACAGAGAGAUACUGGCUGAUAUUGAAACACACAGACAGAAGCUCAUUUGUGACCAAGGCAAUUGGUCUAAUUAAAAGUGUGGUCAAAGACCUUUUAAAACAAAGUUCUUGGUUAAAUGUAAAAGCCUCAAAUAAGAUGGAGCAAAUUCCUCCUUCCUUUGUUGCCCCAUUAGAUAUUCAGUUUAUUAACUUCUUUGUACGUUGGGUUUAAUAAAUGGGGUUAGUAUUUCAUACAGAAAUUGCCCGGGGCUGCUCCCCUUUCCCCUUUACCACUCCUACAUGAGGGCAGGUAGUCAGGGUUCAGGUUGGCCCCAGGGACAGUUAAUUGUCAGCUUACUUGCUUUGUUUUUCAUUUUUUUUAAUUUUUCAUUCUGGUUGUCUCACACUAGUUAGGAGAAUUGUCAUUCAUUGUGCCAUGAGCACAUUCCAAAGACCAAGGCUGUCUCCUGGAGAGUAGGGCAUCAGAUGUGUUAUGACUACUGCUUAUCAGACAUUAGACGUCACCAAUAGACACCCUUGGGAAAGAGG
Messenger RNA from Morone saxatilis (striped sea-bass), 1946 nucleotides. RefSeq lists its product as uncharacterized. Gene Ontology annotation, biological process: regulation of apoptotic process. The coding region runs from base 567 to 1367 and encodes 266 amino acids. The transcript is spliced from 4 exons. The record is from RefSeq and is a predicted model, not a curated record. Lineage: Eukaryota; Metazoa; Chordata; Actinopteri; Moronidae.